Carlito syrichta (Philippine tarsier) is the source of this 2400-nucleotide messenger RNA. RefSeq names its product Rho GTPase activating protein 28 (gene ARHGAP28). The transcript is spliced from 18 exons. The coding region runs from base 77 to 2317 and encodes 746 amino acids. NCBI's taxonomy places the organism in Eukaryota, Metazoa, Chordata, Mammalia, Primates, Tarsiidae. The record is from RefSeq and is a predicted model, not a curated record. Gene Ontology annotation, biological process: negative regulation of stress fiber assembly; regulation of actin filament polymerization; regulation of small GTPase mediated signal transduction. Gene Ontology annotation, molecular function: GTPase activator activity. Gene Ontology annotation, cellular component: cytoplasm.
GACAGCCGCGGGCAGAGUCGCGGGGCGUAGGACGGCCCGCCGCCCGGCUGGGGACAGGCUCCCGGCGCGCUGGUCCAUGCUGGUCCCGGUCUUUGUUCUGGGGCCGGCGUGGAGACAUGCGCGGCUGACGAUGGAGGUGGAGGACUCGGGCGGCGUGGUGCUGACCGCCUACCACUCGUACGCCCGCUCGCAGCCCCCCGGCGCCGAGCCGCGCUGUGCGCCCCGGGCCGCCGCCAGCCAUCCACUCAGCAGAAAAUCCAUCCCACGCUGCCGAAGAAUCAACAGGAUGCUCUCCAAUGAAUCCCUCCAUCCCGCCUCAUUCAGCCGCUCCAACUCACAAGCCUCCGUAGACAGCGCCUCCAUGGAGGAUUUCUGGCGGGAAAUAGAAAGCAUUAAAGAGAGCACCAUGGGAGGACAAGAGGAACAGCCACCAGCCGAGGCCAUGCCUGUGGAUGAAGGAGAACUUGAAGCAGAGUGGUUGCAAGAUGUGGGUUUAUCAGCUCUGAUCUCUGGUGACAAAGAGGAAGAUGGCAAGGCCUUGCUCUCUACAUUGACUCGGACUCAAGCAGCUGCAGUGAAAAAGAGAUAUAAUACCUAUACUCAAACCAUGAGGAAAAAGAAUAAGCAGCCUGUCAGGGAUGUCAGAGACAUCUUUGGAGUCAGUGGAUCUCCUCCAGGUGAUACUUGUGAAAACCAUUCUUCUCAGUUGGAUGGCACCCAGGAAGAAAAAGAGCUACCAGAAGUUCCCAAAACAGGUGGUCUCAUGCCAGAUGAUGCUUCUCUCAACAGUACUACCCUGUCUGAUGCGUCCCAGGACAGAGAAGGGAGUUUUGCAGUUCCCAGGAGUGGCUCUGUGUCUAUACUGGAGAGUAUUGCAGACAUUCCAGUUCAUUCCAAUGGAUCUCCAGACCCUGGACAGUCAGUUCAGAACACCUUGAGUGAUGAUGAUUAUCUGGAAAAGAACAUUCCGCCAGAGGCUGAAGAGUUAUCUUUUGAAGUGUCUUAUUCAGAAAUGGUAACAGAAGCUCCAAAAAGACAUAAACUUAAGAAGUCAGAGAUUAAGAAGGAAGACUAUGCUUUAACUAAAUUUAUUGUUCAGAAAACCAGAUUUGGCUUAACUGAAGCAGGAGAUCUGUCUGCUGAAGACAUGAAGAAAAUCCGCCAUCUCUCUCUGAUUGAACUGACUGCUUUUUUUGAUGCCUUUGGAAUUCAGCUAAAAAGAAACAAAACAGAAAAAGUAAAAGGACGAGACAAUGGGAUUUUUGGAGUUCCACUUACAGCCCUCCUGGACAAUGACCGAAAGAAAGACCCUGGAGUGAAAGUUCCCCUGGUCUUACAAAAAUUUUUUGAGAAAGUUGAGGAAUCGGGUCUGGAAUCUGAAGGAAUUUUUCGACUUUCGGGAUGUACUGCCAAAGUCAAGCAAUACCGUGAAGAACUGGAUGCCAAGUUUAAUGCUGAUAAAUUUAAAUGGGACAAAAUGUGCCAUAGAGAAGCUGCAGUGAUGUUGAAAGCUUUUUUCAGAGAACUGCCCACCUCUCUCUUCCCUGUGGAAUAUAUACCUGCCUUCAUCGCUCUAAUGGAAAGAGGGCCUCACAUCAAAGUGCAAUUUCAAGCCUUACACCUUAUGGUCAUGGCAUUGCCAGAUGCCAACAGGGACACAGCCCAGGCCCUCAUGACAUUCUUCAAUAAAGUGAUUGCCAAUGAAUCAAAAAACCGAAUGAGUAUGUGGAACAUUUCUACUGUAAUGGCACCAAACCUUUUCUUCAGUAGAAGCAAACAUUCUGAUUAUGAAGAGUUGCUUUUAGCAAACACCGCAGCCCACAUCAUCCGCCUCAUGCUUACUUACCAGAAAAUUUUGUGGAAGGUUCCAUCUUUCUUAAUCACUCAAGUAAGAAGAAUGAAUGAAGCUACCAUGCUGCUAAAGAAGCAGCUCCCAAGUGUAAGAAAGCUGCUCAGGAGGAAGACCAUAGAACGAGAGACUGCAAGCCCCAAGACUUCCAAGGUACUUCAAAAGUCACCGUCUUCGAGAAGAAUGUCGGACGUGCCAGAAGGAGUCAUACGUGUCCAUGCUCCACUUCUCUCCAAGGUGUCCAUGGCCAUUCAACUCAACGGUCAGACCAAAGCCAAAGACAUAUUGGCGAAAUUUCAGUAUGAAAACAGUCAUGGUUCAUCGGGUAUUAAGAUUCAGAACCAAAGGUUAUAUGAAAUUGGAGGAAAUAUAGGACAGCAUUGCUUGGAUCCAGAUGCAUAUAUAUUGGAUGUAUAUCAUGUAAAUCCUCAAGCAGAAUGGGUGAUUAAACCCCAGUCAAGUUCUUGAAAUACCCUCAAGAUGGCUGCUAUCAUGUAUUAUAUGCCAAGAAGGUCCUACAUUUGAUGAGGAAAAAACAACACUACUUUUGA